AUGCCGAGAGCGCCGCCAUCGCAGAAUCCAAAUGAGGCGCUCCAAAAUGAGGAGGAUGAUCAGCACCGGAAUCCGAUGCCUGAUUUCGGGAAGUUUUCGCUUAUAAGGAGGCGUUCGGAGAGCAUUACUGAUGAUACAUUAUUUGUGAAGGAGGACUUCUGCCGGCUUGAACUUCUAGGUGAAGAGCCUAUGCAUUUCUUUGCCGUCUUUGACGCUAAUGGAGACUCUCAUGUGUCUAUGCUGUGCAAACAAUUGAUGCACCAAUUCGUGGUGGAGGAACUGCGGCGCUUGUGCACCACUCCAGGGCUUGGUGACAACUUGAGCUUGGAGUUGGAAAUGGGGAGCGAGCAGCAGCAGGAAGGAGAGGAGACCAAGUGGCAUGAUCUGGUGCGAGCAGCCCUAGAGAGGAGCUUUCAGAGGAUGAACCGCCUCAGGCAACACACUUGCACGUGUGAGAACAUCACUGAUGGUUGCAGGUGUGGAUUUAUGAUCCUCACGCCGCCGGUUGCGGCUGUAGUGGCAAUCUUAACUGCUCGGAAUGUUGUCAUUGCCAACUCCGGUACCUCACGCGCCGUCCUUGGCCGCGCCGGUAGUUCUUUACCAGUCUUGGAUAAUUCCAAGGAGAUUUAUAUAGAGAUACAAUCAUAA
Messenger RNA from Fragaria vesca subsp. vesca, 648 nucleotides. Its product is annotated as probable protein phosphatase 2C 75-like. The record is from RefSeq and is a predicted model, not a curated record. Bases 1 to 648 code for a protein of 215 amino acids. Lineage: Eukaryota; Viridiplantae; Streptophyta; Magnoliopsida; Rosales; Rosaceae. Gene Ontology annotation, biological process: protein dephosphorylation. Gene Ontology annotation, molecular function: protein serine/threonine phosphatase activity. The transcript has 4 exons. Gene Ontology annotation, cellular component: nucleus; cytosol.